This is a messenger RNA of Scophthalmus maximus (turbot), 3998 nucleotides long. It is a transcript of the gene tjap1, whose product is annotated as tight junction associated protein 1 (peripheral). The coding region runs from base 202 to 2823 and encodes 873 amino acids. Gene Ontology annotation, biological process: Golgi organization. The transcript has 9 exons. The record is from RefSeq and is a predicted model, not a curated record. NCBI's taxonomy places the organism in Eukaryota, Metazoa, Chordata, Actinopteri, Pleuronectiformes, Scophthalmidae. Gene Ontology annotation, cellular component: trans-Golgi network.
CAACACACUGUUCACACACCUCCACUCCCCUUUCAGCCCCUCACCCACCUCCCUGCCGGGCGGCCGCACCACAUCCUGACGUCCCCGCUCCCGUUAUCGGACAGCGAGCCAGAUGUCUCCAGUCUGUCCAGUCUGGAGCUCUGCAUCCCUCCGCCAUCGCUCUUCAGAAGCCACACCUGCCGGCUCAACAGGACCAGAACCAUGGCGGUGGGCGUUACGGCAUCUGACUGCAGGAGUCCUCAUAACAACUCAAGUCUUCGGCGAACCUCAAGUCUUCGCCGUGAAGCGAGUCGCUCCACAACCAUCGGCCACCAGAGUGUUCCAGCACAUCGCAGCCCGACCACGGCCUGGAGACACGCCCCCUCUGGCAGAGGGGAGCGUCAGCUGCAGACCAUCCCUCCGAAGGGCAUCCUGAAGACACCGACCUCGCUGGGCAUGGAAUACGCCUGCAACUUCAUCAGGAAAUCAAAGUCAGUGGAGCUGCUGGAUGACGAACAGGGCGGCGCCGGUCGCCACACUCCGACCCGCUCACUGGACCGGGCGGAGCGGCGGUCCUCGGCCCCGCCCUCGCCCUCGCCCACCACGACCAACUGGAACUGGAAGAUGCAGGUUCUGGAGGAAAAGGUCCGCUUCUCCAACUUUCUGGAUGAGAUCACCUGUCGGGUCUUGAGCCCCGCCCACCUCACACUGCUGGGUAGGUCGCCCUGUGGAGAGCCAGGAAGCCCCGCCCCCCAUCGUAGACAUCACGGCGGCCGCCCUGCUCUCAGGAAGCAGCGGACAGAGAGUCGGCCCACAGACCGCACUCGGCGCUGGGACGACUGGGUGGCGGCGCUGCAGCGACCCAGCAGCUGGUACCAGCCACUGCAGGAGGAGGGGGCGGGGCAGUGGCAUGACAUCACAGAAGAGGCGGGGCCUAAAGAGGAGGUUUUGGGGGAGAAAAGAGUAAAGAUGCAUAUUCAGGGGAAUAAACACAGACUUCCUGUCUCUGACCUGUCCCAUAUCAAGGAUGCUUUAACAGACUCCGACAGGAUCAGAAUCCUCCAGCAGCAGAAUGAGGACCUGCGGCGCCGCCUGUCUCUCUCCACCCACAAGAUGGAGGCCAUGGAGGCGGAGUUUGACGGCAGCCGUCAUUACAUGGAGGCGGAGCUCAGCCGGACCAGAGACGACCUGGACAAGAUGAGGGACAAGUUCCGUAGACUCCAGAACAGCUACACAGCAUCUCAGAGAGCCAAUCAGGAUCUGGAGGAGAAGCUUCACGCUCUGGCUGCCGUCAGUCAGACUUGGGUUCAUGCACUACGGAAGGUGGAGCGGGACAAGAAGACGAUGGACCAGGAGAUUGUGGAACUCACCAACAAACUGCUGGAUGCUAAGAACACCAUUGACCGCCUGGAGGAGCUCAACGAGCGCUACAGACAGGACUGUAACUUGGCCGUUCAGCUGCUCAAAUGCAACAAGUCACAUUUCAGGAACCACAAGUUCGCUGAUCUGCCCUAUGAGCUGCAGGACAUGUUGAAUAAACACAUGAAGAGCAGCCUACCGGAGGGAGGCCCCGCCCCUGGCCCCGCGUCCGGCCCUCAGGACCCGGAUUCUCUCAGUUUGACCCCGGCUGAUGUCGUGCCGACCUCCGUCAUCGCCCGGAUCCUGGAGAAACCGGAGCCCCUGGUCCUGAAUUCUGCCCAGUCCAGGAGCUGCGGCCGGCCUGUGGCCGAGGAUGUGUUCGUGCAUGUGGACAUGACCGGCUCCGCCGGCGCCGAGGGGCGGGGCAGAGAGCGUGGUGGCGGUCCAGAAGAGUCGCAGCAGAACGGUUCCUGUCGCAGUCUGGACAGGCUGUCGGGCGGAGAGGAGGCGGGUGGGGUUUCCUCCUUCGAGAAACUGAAUCCGUACCCGGUGCCGCCCCCCCCUCACCCCCUGUACCCCGGCCGCAAGGUCAUCGAGUUCUCGUCAGACGACAAAGUGAAGAUACCCAAGAACUCGCCGCUGCCCAACUGCACCUACGCCACGAGGCAGGCAAUCUCUCUGAGCCUCGUCCAGAACGACGACGAGCGGCUGGCCCCCGGCAGCCCCGCCCCAUCGUCAUCCUCUGCGGGGGGGGGCGGAGCCAACCAGCACACGCCGCCAUCGCAGCGGGAUGUCACCAGUGAACCGCUGUCAAGCCAGUCCAGCCCCUUCAGCAGCCCGCCACAGGCCCCCAGUGCCCUGGCGAGCUCCGGCAGCUCGGAGGAAGACCUCCUGGCCAACUGGCAGAAGAUGUUUGUGGAGAAGAUGGCUCCGACCUGCGAAGGCGCUCUGACGCACCGCACGUCAUUCAGCAGUCAGACGGCUCAGGAGCUGCAGAGGAGGCGGCCAGCUGGGAGGGGCGGGGACUCCUCAGACCACCACCGAGCAGCGUACUCGGACGGAGAGGAGGGGUCGUCGGCGAGGAGCUGGACGCCGAGCAGAGGCUCCAGCCUCGAUACUGACACCGACACGGAGCCGCGGCCCGGCAGGAAGCUGCGUUACCGGGGAGACGGCUCCGCUGAUGAGGGCGAACGGCUGCUGAUGAACCUGGAGGACGACGGUGGCAGCGGGGACACGGCAGUUACGGUGGUGUCCAGUCCUGCCGACGCCCACGGGGGGGAGGAGUUAGAGGAGGAGGAGGAGAGAGACGUCCUCCCCCACGACCUGCCCAUCAUCUCACCCCGCGUCCUGGAGUUUGACCCCACCCUGGCUGGCCCCGCCCCCUCACAGCGGCCUCAGAAGAGUCCGAAGAGAAUGGGCGUCCAUCACCUGCACCGCAAAGACAGCCUGACCCGAGCCCAGGAGCAAGGCACCCUGCUGGACUAAUGCUCCCUCUCCACUGUCUGAGCCCGCCUUGCCCGCCCCACACUGUGCUCCCAGCUGCUGUCUGUCUCCAUGCCAACUGACCUGUCUGUCACAAGGGUCAGAGGUCACCCACCCAUCCAGGAUAUAGCCAUACUCUACUGUAUGCUGCAGAGCUGUGUGUGUGUGUGUGUGUGUGUGUGAGACAUGACUGUCCAUAUACUUUUGGCCACAUGCUGGUGGUCAGGUGUCUGUAUAGCUCCUAACAAACAAUAAAAAUUGGCCAAAAGUAUGUGGACAUUUCAACAUGUAGAUGUUUGUCUUGAAGACAUUUUUUCACCAGAAUGUAAAAAAAACAUCAACAAUUAAAUUCAUCAGAAAAUGUAAGUCCUGUUGAGUGACGUUGAGUGACGAGUGUCCACAUACUUGUGGACACAUUGGUUCAUUUCAUCACAGAAGUUUGUGGUCAGAUGAUUAAGAGUCAGUUUAAAAAUCAAUAUUAAAAAUCGUACUAUUCAGAGUGUGUGUGUGUGUGCUUGUGCGUGCGUGCGUGCGUGCGUGGUAUAAACUUAAAACUUUGCCUUGUUUCUUGACCAGGAGCUUUUAUUUUGAAGAGAACAAAUGACAGACACACCACACUCUGUGCCUGUCACUCGACCUGCAGGGUCAGACUUUUAUUUUGUAUGUGUUCAUUGACUUCCUGUCGUGAUGUUUAGUCACCUUGUUGUUUUGUUGCAGUCGCAGACAUUUGACCUUUGACCCUGGCUGCCACCACCUACACUCUGACUGUACCUGUGGGGGCAUAGCCGGGGGCAGGGCUUCCCCUGGAAUAGUUUUAUUUUUGUUUUUGUGGAGAAAUAAUUUAGUUUGAUUAGUUUUGUUUCUGAUCAGUUUUUAUGUUCCGGUGUUUCGGUACAGAGGAUUGUUAGUGCCACAAAAACCCUAACCCCGUGAACUUUGUCCCCUGACAUGGCGUCCUCGUGUUAGUCCAGGUCCUGGUCCUAGGCCUGGUCUUAGUCCUGGUUCUGGUCUCUGGCCUUGUUCUGCUUUUACUCUUGGUCUCAGGCCUGGUCCUGGUCCUGGUUCUGGUCAUGGUGUUAGUCCUGGUUCUGGUCCUGGUGUUAGUCCUGGUUCUGUUCUGAUCUUUAGUUGAUUUUGUGAUCACCUGUCACGUUUCUCAAUAAAGUUCAUUAAUAUUC